This is a messenger RNA of Zingiber officinale, 2358 nucleotides long. Its product is annotated as ERAD-associated E3 ubiquitin-protein ligase component HRD3A-like. The transcript is spliced from 6 exons. The coding region runs from base 90 to 2117 and encodes 675 amino acids. NCBI's taxonomy places the organism in Eukaryota, Viridiplantae, Streptophyta, Magnoliopsida, Zingiberales, Zingiberaceae. Gene Ontology annotation, molecular function: protein binding. The record is from RefSeq and is a predicted model, not a curated record.
AUUGCAUCCCGAGUUUUGCUUUACAAGAACACGGCCGGCGAAGUCAAACUCCACAUCGAUUCGACGCUGGGGAAGAAGCACAAUUCGCGAUGCGACGCGCUGCAAUUAGCUGCGUCGCCGUCCUCCUCCUUUGUCACGCUCUCCUCGCUUCAUCUCUCCGCCCUCGCCAGUUCGUUUACGUCUUCGCCAACGAACACUUAUCCGAAUCGUCUUCCGCCUCGUCGGCCGCCGGCGAAGGAUCAGAGGGAACCGAGGGAUCCGACGAGUGGGAUGAGUUCGGCGACUCGGAGUCGCUCCCGGACGUCGAUUACGACCAAGGAUCGUGGCUCCCUUUCCUCGAGUCGCCGUCUCUUCUGGAUGACCCCUCGUCUGAUGCCCGUGAAGUCCAAUAUGCAUCCGGAGUCCGUCACUUGAUCUCCGCCGCUUCCUCUGGUGACUCUUCCGACAUGGAGGCUGCCGCCGCCGAAAUCGAAGCCUCUGCCUCCCGAGGCUACCCGCACGCGCAAUCCGCCCUCGGUUUUCUAUAUGGCACCGGUCUCAUGCGUGCCCACAGCCGCUCCAAGUCCUUGCUCUACCACCAUUUUGCCGCCGAGGGCGGCAAUCUGCAGUCCAAGAUGGUUCUCGCCUACAACUAUUUACGGCAAGAGGUGCAUGAGAAAGCGCUGGAGCUUUAUUCCGAACUUGCAGAGGCAGCGAUCACGAGCUUCCUGAUAUUGGAGGAGUCGCCUGUGAUAGAACACAUCCGGAUCCACAGCGGUACCGAGGAGAACCAGGAGGAUUUAAGGAAAUCAAGAGGGGAAGCGGAUGAGAAUUUCCAAAUCACGGAGUAUCAAGCAUUGAAGGGUGAUUCUGCUGCCAUGUACCAGAUUGGCUUGUUGUAUUACUAUGGGUUGAGGGGAGUGAAGAGAGACCUCACUAGGGCUUUGGAUUGGUUUUCAAAGGCCGUGGAGAAGCAAAAUCCAAAAGCAAUGGAAUUGCUUGGAGAGAUGUAUGCCAGAGGAGCUGGAGUGGAGAGGAAUUAUACUAAGGCCUUCAGAUGGCUCUCUCUUGCAUCCAAACAUAAGUAUUACUCAGCAUAUAAUGGCUUGGGAUACCUCUACGUUAAAGGUUACGGUGUAGAGAAAAAGAACUACACUAAGGCAAGAGAAUAUUUUGAAAAAGCUGCUGAAAAUAAGGUGCCUGGUGGAUUCUAUAACCUAGGUGUGCUGUAUCUCAAGGGAAUUGGUGUGAAGAGGAAUAUAACAAAAGCAUGCAAAUUACUUCUUAUUGCAGCUGAAACUGGUCAACCAAAGGCCAUCUACCGAGUUGCAAGGUUAUCUCAUAAAGGCAUAGGCUUUAAGAAGGAUCUCCAUAUGGCCACACUUCUCUACAAGGCAGUGGCAGAAAGGGGACCUUGGGGCUCCCUGUUAAGAUGGGCUCUCGAGUCAUAUCUUAAAGGUGAUGUAGGGAAAUCACUUUUGUUGUAUUCAAGAAUGGCAGAGCUAGGAUAUGAAGUGGCUCAAAGCAAUGCAGCUUGGAUCCUCGACAAAUUCAGGGAACAAAGUAUUUGCAUGGGUGAAUCUGGCUUUUGUUCAGAUGCAGAAAGGCAUACCCGUGCACACUCAUUGUGGUGGCAGGCAUCAGAGCAGGGGAACGAACAUGCAGCUUUGUUGGUUGGCGACGCAUACUACUAUGGCCGGGGGACAAAUAGAGACUUUGAACGUGCUGCUGAGGCAUACAUGCAUGCUCGGUCACAAUCCAAUGCGCAAGCCAUGUUCAAUCUGGGAUACAUGCAUGAGCAUGGUCAGGGACUUCCUCUUGAUCUUCAUCUAGCUAAAAGGUACUACGAUCAGGCCCUUGAGCGUGAUGCAGCUGCUGCGAUGCCUGUUAAACUAGCACUUAUGAGCUUAUGGAUAAGGAUGAACUAUGCUGACAGUUUCAUGGUUAAGGUGAUUGAUUCACUCCCAGAAUUGUACCCAAAAUUAGAGUUAUGGGUGGAGGAGGUGCUCAUGGAUGAAGGAAAUGCAACAAUAUUAACUCUUUUUGCUUGUCUCCUGGCUGUACUUUAUCUCCGAGAACGCCAGAGGCGGCAAGCCGUGCCUGUGGCACCACAUCAACCGGAUAUUUUUCUCAACUAGGAGCCUGAAAAAUAUUUACUGGGAUUCAAUAAGUCAAGUGAAAAGCAUAGAUGAUAGGAGAACCUUGGGUACUAUGAAAAUCUUAGAAUCACAGAUCAUAAGACCUUGUCCUCCGCAUUUGAUUUUAUCUUGAGACUGUAAAUAUUAUCCUUGACAGUGUUUCUAUUUUGCCUGAGUUAUUUGCUAUUUCUGCGACAUAAAUUGCAUGAGAAUUAUGUAGAGAUUCACCAAAAUUGCUCCA